Molecule: messenger RNA, 1539 nt
Organism: Armigeres subalbatus
Lineage: Eukaryota; Metazoa; Arthropoda; Insecta; Diptera; Culicidae
Exons: 2
Coding region: 1-1539 (512 amino acids)
Molecular function (GO): nucleic acid binding
Source: RefSeq, a predicted model, not a curated record
AUGGCAAGGUGGAUUCGAUGGACGGCGUGUCUGAACGAUGUGGCAGCAGUUCGUAUUCCUCGAUAUUACUUCGGAAAUGGUGCUUUGCUAGAUUACGACUCACUUCAACUUCACAUUUUUGUGGAUGCGAGUGAGAACGCGUACGGGGCUGUUGGUUAUUUCCGAAUAUCGGCAGCUGGGGUUCCUCGUUGUUCGCUAGUUCAAGCCCGUUCCAAGGUUGCUCCAAUUAAGCCGCAUUCUAUCCCACGUUUGGAACUGAUGGCUGCGGUGUUGGGAGCCCGGCUUAAGGAUACAAUACUGACAAGUCACAAUCUACAGGUAAAAAGACUAUUCUUCUGGACUGACUCACGAACUGUACGGUCGUGGAUAACGUCUGAUGCACGAAAGUAUCGUCAGUUCGUCGCAUUCCGUAUUGGCGAUAUCGUCUCGCGAACAAAGGUCCCUGAUUGGAGGUGGAUACCGACGAAACUUAACGUCGCCGAUAAGCUGACGAAGUGGUCAAAAGAAUCGCUCCUACAGACGAGUACCGUAUGGCAAAGAGGACCAGCAUUCUUGUAUCGCCCCGAGAGCGAGUGGCCCAGUGACGCAGUGGUAGAACCGAACGUCCCAGAAGAGUUUCGAGCCGCUUGCUCGUUCCAUAGAACGGAAACGGAAUUCCAAUUCAUAAAUGUGUCCAGGAUCUCAAAGUGGAAUGUGAUAGUACGAACUGUAGCGUUAGUCAUACGGUUUGUGGCAAACCUACGCAGAAAAGUGCAGAAUCAGGCAAUACUAACGAUUCGAGCUCUGCGGAACUUCAAUUACCAACAUAAGGUGAAUGCGGUACGAAUGGGCCUGCAGAGAGAAGAGUUCCAGCGCGCGGAGGAGAUAUUGUGGCAACAAGCGCAAUGGGAAGCAUUCGCAGACGAAAUAUGUAUUUUGCGCCGUUUGCGGGAUAACAACGGUGAGUGCAACGCGAAGAUCGAGAAGCGAAGUCCUCUUUAUAAGCUUUCACCAAUCCUGGACGAUAAGGAUGGACACUUGAUAACAUCACGAGUGAUCGAGCAUUAUCAUCGGCAGUUGGGGCAUGGACAUCGAGAAGCCGUGGUAAAUGAGCUGAUGCAGAGAUUCUGUAUUCCAAAGAUUAGAGUUGAGGUGGUGAAGGUAAUGCGAAACUGCGUAUGGUGUAAGGUGUACAAAUGCCAUCCGGCCGUGCCAAAGAUGGCACCACUACCAGUGCAAAGGGUGACACCGUUCCUGCGACCCUUCACAUACACGGGUGUUGACUAUUUCGGUCCGAUUACAGUCACAGUCGGUCGGCGCAGCGAAAAGCGGUGGGUGGCUUUGUUCACUUGUUUCACGACCAGGGCAGUUCAUUUAGAGGUUGUUAGGAGUCUUUCUUCGACAUCCUGUCUAAUGGCAAUUCGAAGGUUUGUGUGUCGACGAGGGAGUCCGCUAGAGUUUUUCUCGGACAAUGGCAUCAAAUUCGUUGCAGCGAGUAAGGAGUUGGAGAAGAUUGAGGAAGAGUGCAGUGAAAAUUUCACGAACGUAAGAACGAGGUGA